Messenger RNA from Scomber japonicus (chub mackerel), 1025 nucleotides. RefSeq names its product RAS-like, estrogen-regulated, growth inhibitor (gene rerg). The transcript is spliced from 5 exons. Gene Ontology annotation, molecular function: GTPase activity; GTP binding. NCBI's taxonomy places the organism in Eukaryota, Metazoa, Chordata, Actinopteri, Scombriformes, Scombridae. Bases 158 to 760 code for a protein of 200 amino acids. The record is from RefSeq and is a predicted model, not a curated record.
UUUUUUUUUAAAUUCUCCUCAUCUUUAAGAGCGUUUCAUCGCCGAGAGAGUAUCACUGAAUUCAGCGGUUGCUGACGCUGCUUCCUCCUGUGUGGACAAGAGGAUGGAUGGUUGACCUCAGAGCUUACUGAUUGGCUCACUGAGCUUUGCUGCGAUCAUGGCCAAAAGUCCAGAGGUGAAGCUGGCCGUCUUUGGCAGAGCGGGAGUGGGCAAAUCAGCUUUGGUGGUGAGAUUUCUGACUCGACGCUUCAUCUGGGAGUAUGACCCGACACUUGAAUCCACAUACCGCCAUCAAGCCAAUAUUGACGAUGAGGCCGUCACCAUGGAGAUCCUGGACACUGCAGGGCAGGAGGACAUCCAGCAGAAGGAGGGUCACAUGCGUUGGGGUGACGGAUUCAUCAUUGUGUACGACAUCACUGAUCGGGGAAGCUUUGAGGAGGUGGCACCACUCCGGAAUCUCCUAGAAGAAGUGAAAAAGCCAAAGAACGUCCCUCUGGUCCUUGUGGGCAACAAGUCUGAUCUGGACCACGUCCGGCAGGUCGGCACAGAAGAGGGCGAGCGACUUGCAGCAGAAAUGGCUUGCGCCUUCUACGAGUGUUCAGCAUGUGCUGAUGAGGGAGGGGCUGUGGCCGAAGCCUUCCACGAGCUCUGCCGUGAGGUUAGGCGUCGUAAAGCCAUGCAGGGCAAAGCUCGACGCCGCAGCUCCACCACACAUGUCAAACAGGCCAUCAACAAGAUGCUGACCAAGAUCAGCAGCUAGGGAAGAGCCGCACUACCGUCUGAUGACACAAGAACAAAGAUAAUGUUUUUUAACUGUUUCUCAUGUAAAUGUAUUCCAACAGUUAUUGGCUCCGAAAGGGACGAAAAUGUGACUGAUUUGAAGUGGAAUGUGUUAUUUACUUUUUCGCUGAUAAUUUUCCAUUAAAAAGGUCCCAAGUGCAAUACAUUUCUUCUGGAGGAGGUUCAUGAAGUUGUCACUUCAGGAUUGGAGCCUUAACGGAUGACCUCUCGGCCAAUCAUUUGAA